CAACAGGUUGUUUCGCACUGACAGUUUAUUGUGGACUAUCCAUCCUCGCUCUCAAGUGAGUUUUUUAGUUCAAAACAAACCUAAAAACGCUUUAUUAUUGCUUUUACCCUCAUAAAUCUACCCGGUACCGCUGAGGCUUUCAAUAAACAGAACGCAACAAUGAGCUCACUGUCUGCAGACAGAAAGACCCCUCUGGACUAUGGUGUCCAGAUACGCUUCAUCAAAGAUCUGGACGAUGCCGGUGGAGGGUUCCCAGACAAGAGUCGAAUGGCCAGUGGAGUUAGCAAUGGGACUUCCUCGCCCUCUAAGUAUGGAGUAGCCGUGAGGGUGCAAGGAAUUUCAGGACAGCCGUACGUGGUGCUCCAGGACGGGGAAAAGGGAGACUCAUACGGGGUACAGCUGAAGACUCAACAGACCCAGAGCUCAAACCCAAUCGUCUCUCGGCCUUCCCCAUACCGCAGCUUGUUUCCAGGACAAAGGGAAGGUGCUCGAACUCCCCAGGAUCUAAAAUCUGGCCAGUCUGUUUCUCCACAUGAGGAAUGUGGGAGCCCUUUUAGAAGGCCACCUGGUGACGGACAAGCAGGGAACCAAGGAGAGGUUGAAGCCAGGAUAACAGAACGUCUCACGUUUUCUACACCACCUCCCAGGUUGGAGAAAAAAAACAGUGAUGAUUAUAAUGAAGCAGGGCUUAGGAAGAUCAAGCAAAACGGGAUUGCUGGUAGUCUAAAUGGGGCGGGGAUAAAUGGGGCACUCUCUCCGGCACCUUCACUGGAUGAGGAACCAGCACAGCCUAUUGACACCAAGUCAUUGGCUCCCAUUAAUAAACUCAUUAACCGGUUUGGUGGCGGUGACAUUCCCACUUCAGACACCCGAUCUCCUCCUCGCUUUGAUAGAGAGCGAAUGCGGUCUCACAGUUUGGAUUUUCUGAACAAACCCAACGAUGACCCCACACCAACGUCGCCAACUAUAAACCCCUAUGCUUCCAUUACACCAGCUACAGUGCCCAAACUCAACUCGCCCAAACCUUUAAACGGCAGUCUAGGACGAGAUUCCACUUCUGUCGCUAAAGUGACCGCCAUUCCCAAUUCCAAACCGCUUGCCUUUAGCCAAUCCCCAAAGUUGUUUGUUCCUAAGGAGGCACCACCUGCUUUACCCAAGAAACCAGUGACACCUGACCUUAUAAAGAGCCAGCCCUCGAGCACAGAGAUUGGAAAUGAUGAGGAUGCUCAGACCAAACAAGCAAUUUUCAACAUUCUUAAAGAAGGGUCUGUUGAGAGUGAAGCCACCAUCAAACGCAAAGUGAGCCUCAUUCACGAAAGGUUCUGUGGAGUAAAGGGUCCUCAGAUUCUGGUGACUGACAGCAAUGUAAAGACCGAACUGGAACAGGCUUUGAACAAGAACGCACAGUUUCAACAAAUGCUGGACAAGAGCAAGAGAGAACUGCUGGAAACCCAGGACCAAUUGGUGGAGCUGCGGAUGGACAGAGAGAGGGCGGAGUCUCGCUUACGGAUGCAGGAAGAUGAGUUGGCUCACCUCCAGGAAGAGCUCAGGAGAAUGUCGGAAAAUUUACCCCAGUCUGACACAUUGCGAUUGGAUUUGAUGACAGUCCAGGCAGAUCUGUCCGAGUCUCUGAUGCUGAGACAGAAAGUGGAGGACACUUUGAGACAGAGAGAGCGAGAGCUCACCGCUCUGAAAGGAGUCCUGAAGAACGAGGUGGAGUCACACGAUAAAGAGAUGGAGGCCUUGAGGGAGCAGUACAGCCAAGAUAUGGAGGCGUUGCGUCACAGCAUGGAGACCGUCUCACAGUCUCAGCUGGAGAUCGAGGAGGAACGUCAGAAGGUCAACUCCUCCAUCUUGGCUCUGGAGAAGGAGCUGGAGGGUUACAAAGAUCAGAGCGACCACUGGAAAGAGAAGUUCAGUUCAGUUAACCAAGAGCGGGGGCAGCGCAGUGCACUUCAGAAACUGCUGCAGGCUCAGCAAGACAAGAAACAACUCGAAGAGAAACUUCAGGCAAUUAAAAAUCAAACUGAUCAAACAGAUUCAAACUCUUUAACACGGGAGUUGAAGUGCUGCCAAGAUGAUUUAAAUAAAGCUCGUUCAGAACUGGACAGACAAAAAGCAGUGAUCGUGAAAAAAGAGGAGGAGCUUAAAUCAGUAACGAAAGCCAAUCAGGAGCAAGUACAUGAACUGCAAAGAGAGAUUGACAGACUAAAAGACCAAUCAAAGAACGACAAAGAAGAACUUGCAAAAGCGCUGGAGAAGAAACAACAGACCUCCACUUCUGGUUCAUCUUCUGAAACCUACCUGGAACUCCAAGAGGACAACGCUCGCUUAAGAGAGAGACUUGCUCGCGUGACACGUCUGCAAUCCAGCGGUCCUGACAGCAGCUUCUCAGACGUUCUUGAGGAGGAGAACCGAAGUCUGAGGACCCAGCUGGACGAAUCCCGGCGCACGGUGUCACGUCUCGGACAGGAGAAAGAAGAUGUCAGCCGGCGGCUCGAGGAGAGGGAGAGAGAGAGAGAAGCUCUGAAACGCGGGAAGAUCGACUUGGAGGAGCAAAAGAGACUGCUGGACCGGUCACUAGAGAAGAUAACUAAGGAGAUGGAAGCUAUGAUGGGAGAUUCACGUCAAUCUGUGCAGGUCCUUCAGUCUCAGCUGGAUGAGUAUAGAGAUCGCUCCCGUCGAGAGCUUCAGGAAGCUCAGAAACUCAGUAAAGAGAGACUUACCGAGCUGCAGAGAUCUCAGGCACUUCUCAAAACCACUCAGGAUGAGGUGUCUCGUCUGAAGAAAGAUCUUUCAUCAUGCUCAGAAGAGAGGGAUAGUGCUCAGCUGGAUAAAGAUCUGCUUAGUAGCCGUCUCAAGAACCUGGAGAGUGAGGUGGAGACCAAGAAAAGCUCGUACACGGAUCACAACAGGGAGAUCCGCCUGCUGGAGGACAAAGUGAAAACAUUAGAGAUCGAGCUGGAUGAAGAGAGGAGUGGAACGGAUCUACUGAAUGAACGCAUCACUCGCGGUCGGGAACAGGCGGAUCAGCUCCGCUCUGAGCUGAUGCAGGAACGUUCAGCAAGACACGACCUUGAAAUGGAUAAGAGUGCCUUAGAGAGACAGGUAAAAGAGCUGAAGUCUCGGCUGGCUGAUUUUGGCACUCAGACUCGACCUUCUGCUGGAGUUUCACUGUUAGAAAAUAAAGUUCAGGAGCUGGAGGAUCGAUUGCGUAGUGAAGAGAGAGAGAAAAACACAAUUCUGGCAGCUCAGAAAAGACUGGACAGAAAACUUAAGGAUGUGACCGCAACCCUGGACCAGGAGCGAAAUCAACACGCCGGACAGAGAGACCAGCUGUCUCUGCGGGUGAAGGCUCUGAAGCGUCAGCUGGAUGAGAGCGAGGGAGAGGUGGAGCGUCUGGAGAGCAUCAGACGAAAGGUUCUGCGGGAGCUUGAAGAGCAUCGGGAGCAGCAGGAGGUUCUGCAGGCCAAAGUGAACGCGCUGGAUAAUGAGCUCAAGAGGAAAGUCCAGCAGUCACGACGCCCAACUUUCGGAUCCACCCUGAGUUCUGAGGACGAGGACAGUUACUCUGAUUCGAAAAGCAUUACGUCCAUUCUGACUGAAACCCCACUCCAGACCACCAAUUGUUAGCGAGAUAAAUGUGCACAUGUUUACUAUUUUCUACUAAAUGUAAAAAUGAUGAAAAUAACAUGGAAGAUUGCUGCUCUUCAAUAUAUUACAAAGAGUUAUGAAGGAUAAAACUGAAGUAAAUUAAGCACAAUAUGAAUGUGAAUGGUGAAAAGCUCGUGUGGACUUUCCCACAUGAUGUAAUGUCGUCGAGCCCCAUGAAAAGUGUUACAGAACAAAAGCAGACAGUGCUCUAAAUGUUCUUGACUGUGUCCGAAAUAGCUCCCAGACAUUUUGUAGCGAUGUCCGAAAUUAUAGGAAACAUAAUCGAGUUUACCUACCACUAAUCUCUGUGAGGCGCGCGUGCCUGAACUCCCGCGUCUCGUCACAAGAUGGCGCCCGCAGUGCUUUCGGCUGUAUGUGGGCUAUUUCCGAAACAGUCUUUGUUUUUGCUGUGUUUGAGUGUCAUGAUACAUUUGUUUUAAGAAGUUUUAUUUGUACAACACGUAAGUUGUUAACUUGGGGAUUUUGCAUUCUUGUACUUUUUUGUACGGUAGUAGGCCUACUGAAUGUCCCAGUCGUAUGAUGUGAAGAUUUAUGAAGGAUUUCUCGACAUACGGUACAUGAUGGAAUGUAUAAACAUACAAAAAUGGUGCAGAUUCACAAAUGGUACUUAGACUUACAUUAUAGUUAUUCUGAAGCCUCAAAUCAUAAAAUUUCAUAUGUACACACAUCAAUCUGGAUGAUUGACAGCUUUUGUCCUCUUUGUCCUCUAUUGGGAUAAACAACAUUCCUAAGAAUGAUUUCUCAUGUGUUCCAGUGAAGAAUUCAUACUGUAUGAGUUUGGAAUGGCAUGACUUAUGAUGUGAGUAAAUGAUGACAGACACUUUUGUGUUUCCUUAAUGCAAACUAUAGCAGCCUAAUGAAGGACUUUUAUUUUUAACUCAUGCAAAUGAAUUCUACAGAACUGAACUUGACAACAUUCGUGCCAAGACAGAAAAAGAAACAUCUUUUGAUGUAAUGGCUUUAAAAUGAAAAAUAUUUGCCUUAACUUUUCAGACACUGCUAUCUCAAGCUGCUUUUUAAUAAUUUUAAGAAUCUAAAUAAACCUUUCUGAAGUUUUUUUUUAAUCUCUUUAUAUGAGUGUUUUGGAAGACAUAUUUUCUUUUACACUAUAAAAUAUUACAUUUAUAUGUGUAUAUACUGUCUCAUGUUUAAAGCUCUGCUAUGU
Messenger RNA from Paramisgurnus dabryanus, 4840 nucleotides. It is a transcript of the gene cgnb, whose product is annotated as cingulin b. The record is from RefSeq and is a predicted model, not a curated record. Gene Ontology annotation, molecular function: microtubule binding. Lineage: Eukaryota; Metazoa; Chordata; Actinopteri; Cypriniformes; Cobitidae. Gene Ontology annotation, cellular component: myosin complex; bicellular tight junction. Gene Ontology annotation, biological process: microtubule cytoskeleton organization.